AUGGCAGGCCAAGGUCGAGGGAGAAAAAAAUCUCAGCAGAAAAAGUCCACAAAAAGAAACAGUGCUCCUGUAGAAGAGCAACAUGUAGAAGAACUUUCAACAGAGAAUGAUAGUGAUGAUCUGUCAGCACACGAAAUUGAGUCUGAUAAUCAGGGAACCGAUAAUCAGUCUGCAUCAUCUCAGGAGUGCCAACCACUGCCACCUGAUGAGCUAUGUUUCAAGAACACCGAGUUCACCCAGACGUGUAAGAUACAGAGCAAGUGUUAUGUGACCGAGACGGUGAAGUUUCUGAAGAAGGCUAGGUUUAAGCCUGAGCUUGAGUGGUUUGAAAACCACCCUCAGUUUUGCCAUUUUUUCCACAUGCCCGAUGAACCAAACUUGAAGCUGCAGGGUAUGUGGAUGCUUCUACUGCGCACUGUUCCUUUACAUGAGUCAGAGGACACAUCUUGGUUUGCUGUUAAUGGAGUGCCCAUUCGGUAUUCAAUGAGAGAGCAUGCUCUCAUCUCGGGAUUGGACUGCCAUGACUACCCGGCUAAGUAUAAGAAGAUUGGAAGCUUUGCGUUUGUAGACAGGCAUUUCAAAUCACAUAAGGAGAUCACUAUGCUAUCUGUGAGAGAGAAGUUGUUGAGUAUGAGUGCGUGUGGGGAUCGACUCAAAAUGGCAGUGCUUUACUUCUUAGGCACGAUUAUCAGAGCGAGGGGAAGGUAUAAUGCCCCGUUCGACCCUUUCGUAUUAAGAAUCGUCAACGAUGUGGAGGUUUGUAAAACCUUUCCUUGGGGUCGGUUGACGUUUGAAGAUGCUCUCUGGUCCAUCACUCACGUGAUGAAGCAUCUGAAAGGGAAACCUAAGAAUAAUGUCAACUUUCCCGGGUUCAUAAUUCCUUUGGAGCUCUGA
Molecule: messenger RNA, 894 nt
Organism: Brassica napus (rape)
Lineage: Eukaryota; Viridiplantae; Streptophyta; Magnoliopsida; Brassicales; Brassicaceae
Exons: 3
Coding region: 1-894 (297 amino acids)
Source: RefSeq, a predicted model, not a curated record